Messenger RNA from Oryza sativa Japonica Group (Japanese rice), 922 nucleotides. RefSeq lists its product as uncharacterized. NCBI's taxonomy places the organism in Eukaryota, Viridiplantae, Streptophyta, Magnoliopsida, Poales, Poaceae. The record is from RefSeq and is a predicted model, not a curated record.
UUAAGCACUUUCCUCUUUCCUUUGCAUCCUGGUAAUCUUUCCUUACUGUUAUUGAAAGAAGACAAGUUUUAGCGCAAAUGAACUGAUGGGUUCCUCCUUUUCAUCUCGUUUGCAACUUCCUCAGAUUCCUAAAUUGCUUGAUCUCAGCCCUCUGCCUCCUUGUGCACUGGCAUUUACUGUAUCUAGCGUUCCUGUUUCUUCCUUUUCCAGCCCCUUGCAAGGAUCUUUCCUGCUUCCUUUACUGAACUGCUUAUAAGCAUGCACAUCGCACUGUCGUUCUGUCAUAUCCAUUCCCUCCCGUGGACAUCUCCGACGAGCCUAGGCUGCUGCUGCUGCUAUUCUGUUCAAUGCUCAGGGGUUCAUCAGGAAAACAUGGGUUUGCAGAGGAAAAUCAAAAUUCUAGCCAAGAGAACCAUCCAGGAGGCGCAAGCUGUAACCCUACAUCCCGCGAAGACGAAGCGGCCCCGUUCAGAGGAGGAAGAAGAAGCAGCAGCUUCGACGCCAACAGCUCUCUGUGGAGGAGGAGGAGGACUUGAAGGUGCUCUGCACUGCCCACCGGCGCCGAAGAAGCCGAGGCUUGUGAUGGGUUGCAGCCUGAACGGGUUCAAGGUUCUGAGCGUCGUGGAUUUGCGUUUCUUCCUGCGUUGAAGCGGCAGCUAGCAUUGUUUUUGUACAGGCAAGAGUUAGCAUGGUGCCUGCUUAUGAAUGUUUGUGAACGUUGACAUGGAACAAACAGAUUUGCUUUUUAGUUUUUUUGUCUUUUCUUAACGGAAGCUAAUUUCACUUCUUCCCCAUCUCCAUAGCUCAAUUGGCAAGUUGACAGUAGCCAGUAGUUCUUAGGGUUCCGCAAAAAAUUUGUUCGCCCAACUGUUUGGACAUGAUGAAAAAUCGCCGAUAUUCACGAAAUUCAGACCAUGCCAAA